AUGAAUUCGCCCAUUGGCUGCGGGAGGCGAAUUCCACUCCUGACUGCGAUAGAUUCAAGAUCCCAUAUCCAUUUGAUCGUUGGGUCUAAUCCGUUGGCCGCAGCACGUUCAAGCAAGUGUCUCGAUGCAGGGGCAAUUCCUAUUCUUAUUUCUCCUCCCGGAAACAAGCUUCCAUCGACUCUUUCUGAUAGAGUUGAAGCUGGGCAAGUCCAAUGGAUUCAGCGGGAUUUCCAGGAUAGUGACCUCUCCACGUUAGGUCGAGAAGAGGUAGGGCGUGUGGUUGAUGCCGUGUUUGUGACAUUGGAAAAGACAGACCCCCUAACUCAGCAUAUAUCAGAGAUAUGCCGGCGGCUGCGGAUACCUGUAAACGUGUUGGAUGCACCUGAGCUUUGCUCCUUCACUUUGCUCUCGACGUAUUCAGAUGGGCCACUGCAUAUUGGGGUUUCAACAUCGAGUAAAAGUGGCUCAUUAGCUUCCCGAAUAAGGCGAGAAAUUGCCUCAUUCCUUCCAUCUGGUCUUGGAGCUGCUGUUGACAAUCUUGGUGUCCUAAAGAAACGCAUCUGGGCAGAGGAUGCCAUCGAUGAAGAGGUAGAUAGGGAUAAUUUUGAGGAAGACUCUGACGAUUCGACGGGACAAAAACACACAUUUAACGCGUUAGUAGUCGGCAAUGAAACAGCCAUAUCGAAGACGAGGAGGAUACGCUGGCUUUCACAGAUAUGUGAAUAUUGGCCUCUUCGCCAACUUGCCAGUGUAACCUUGCCUGAUGUAGAGAAGGUUCUGGAGGCAUAUGAGGCGCAAAAGCGUCCGAUCACUAACGGCAACGGUGCGAGUCUAUCGUCGAGAAGGGGAAAAAUUAUACUGGCAGGCUCAGGGCCGGGACAUCCUGAUCUGUUAACACGCGCAACAUACCAUGCAAUCAAGACGGCUGACCUUAUACUGUCCGACAAACUCGUGCCAGCAGCCGUUCUCGAUCUCAUCCCGAGGAGGACAGAGGUCCAUAUCGCACGAAAGUUUCCGGGUAACGCAGACAAGGCCCAAGAGGAGCUGUUGGAACUGGCAUCAGAAGGGUUAUCUGCAGGUAGAACCGUCCUGCGGCUCAAACAGGGGGACCCGUAUCUCUACGGACGGGGGGCCGAGGAAUUUUACUUUUUCCGAGGGAAGGGUUAUGAGCCCAUAGUUCUCCCAGGAAUAACAAGUGCUCUGAGUGCACCUUUGUUUGCCGAUAUACCACCCACCCACAGAGGAGUGGCAGACCAAGUUCUGAUAUGCACUGGAACAGGGCGUCACGGAGUAGCUCCCUCCCCACCGAGUCAUAUACCUACCCAGACGGUGGUAUUCCUCAUGGCAUUGCACCGACUGCCAUCAUUGAUCGAAUCCAUGACAGCUUAUUCCAGCGACGACAAAGGGGAUACAGCGUCGUUUAGGCAUCUGUGGCCCAAGGAUACGCCAUGUGCAGUGGUAGAAAGGGCCUCUUGCGCUGACCAAAGGGUGAUAAGGUCAACAUUGGAACAUGUCUGUCUGGCCGUCCAAGAAGAAGGUUCAAGGCCACCGGGUCUCCUGGUAGUAGGCAAAAGCUGCGAGGUCCUCCAUCAACUGGAUGAAAAGUGGACUAUCGAGGAUGGGUUCAAGGCAUUGGACAGUCUGAAUGAUGACCUGAGUCUUGACACUAUUGUGGCAUUGGGAGGAAUCCAUGAUGGAUAA
Messenger RNA from Microsporum canis CBS 113480, 1701 nucleotides. Its product is annotated as uroporphyrin methyltransferase. Gene Ontology annotation, biological process: sulfate assimilation; siroheme biosynthetic process. Bases 1 to 1701 code for a protein of 566 amino acids. Gene Ontology annotation, molecular function: uroporphyrin-III C-methyltransferase activity. The transcript has 2 exons. The record is from RefSeq and is a predicted model, not a curated record. NCBI's taxonomy places the organism in Eukaryota, Fungi, Ascomycota, Eurotiomycetes, Onygenales, Arthrodermataceae.